AUGGUAUUUGAAAAUCCCAAGCAGUGGGCUAAAUGGCUACAUCUUGCAGAGUGGUGGUACAAUACUAACUACUACACUUCUCUCAAGACGACACCAUUUGAGGCGCUAUAUGGAUACCCUCCGACUCAAUUACCAUUGGGUUCACUGCCUCAUAGUGGUCACAACCCAGCAGGAGUCAACUUAGCACAGAGGCAGCACAUGCUCCAGAUUCUCAAAGAUAACCUCACCCAAGCUCAGUCUAGAAUGAAAUUUUGUGCAGACAAACUAAGGUCAGAAAGAACUUUGGCAGUAGGGGAUCUAGUCUACCUAAAGCUUCAACCUUAUAGACAAUCUUCAGUCGAUGUUCGUAAAAAUGUGAAGUUAAGUGCUCGCUAUUAUAGUCCCUACAAGAUUCUACAAAAGAUUGGUACAAUGGCUUACCUGCUUGAACUUCCAAGUGGAUCUCAGCUUCAUCUCGUCUUCCAUGUAUCUCAAUUGAAGAAGCGGAUCGGUCCAGCAGUGACAUCUCAGCCACAGUCUCCCACUUGUGAUGAUGAAGGUCGAGUCUUGAUCCAACCAAUUGCCAUUUUAAAGAGAAGAAUGGUUAAGAUCGAUAAUGGGGUUCAAGUGAAGGUGUUGAUUCAAUGGGCUAACUUGAGCAGAGAAAAAGCAUCCUAG
Molecule: messenger RNA, 657 nt
Organism: Nicotiana tabacum (common tobacco)
Lineage: Eukaryota; Viridiplantae; Streptophyta; Magnoliopsida; Solanales; Solanaceae
Source: RefSeq, a predicted model, not a curated record